CUCAAUUUUCCUCCUUCUCCCCUCUAUUCUCUACGAUUCUCUCUCUUCAUCACCUUUCUCCUCUUUCCCUAGUUUUUUUAAAUCCUUGGGAACCCUUUUCAAUAGGAGUAGUUGAGAGGACCUAUACCAGCCGCCUGCCUUUUUCAUAGACCUACACCCUAUCUUUGCGAUCGAGAAGCGUGCAUUACAACAGUCGCCCAUCAUGGACCAGCAGCGGUUCUUGCAGCAGCUGCAAAUCGUCCUUGAUCCGACCAAGGGCAGCGUCAAAGAAGCUACUGGCACACUUAAAAAGGAAUUCUAUACCCACCCAGAAUCGCUCCUUUUCCUCAUUCAGGUCGCCACUUCCCAUGAUGACCAGAAUUUGAGACAGCUUGCUGCUGUCGAAUCUCGAACGCUCGUGUACAAGCAUUGGCUCAAAAUCGCUGCGGAGCAGAAACCACAGGUUAGAGAACAGCUACUCCGUGCUGCCUUAGGAGAAGGUACCUCCUUGGUCCGCCAUUCUUGUGCGCGUAUCAUUUCCGCUAUUGCGAAGAUUGAUAUCGAGGACGGGCAAUGGGCAGAUCUCCCUGGAUUCCUGCUCCAGGCUGCAGCCAGCCCCAAAGCCGACGAGCGGGCUACUGGUAUCUACAUCCUAUUUACCGUCCUCGAAACGCUAGGUGAGGGUUUCCAGGAGAAGUUUAGCGACCUCUUUGCGUUAUUUGAGAAGACUAUUCGUGAUCCUGAGAGUGCUGAGGUCCGCAUCAAUACCCUGCUUGCAUUGAGCAAGCUGGCCAUACAUCUCGACUCCGAAGAGGAUGAGGCACCAGUUAAGGCUUUCCAGAAUAUUUUCCCCGCCAUGGUCGCCGUGCUGAAAGACUCGAUUGACCGGAGCGACGAGGAUCGGAUCCUGCAGGCAUUUGAGGUUUUCCAAACCCUCCUUGCCUGCGACCCACAAUUGAUGAACCCCCACCUCAGGGAUCUUGUGCUAUUCAUGAACCAGGUUGCAGCAAACACCGAGCUGGAUGUUCACACGAGAACUCAAGCCAUUAGUUUCCUCAUGCAAGCGACUAGGUAUAGAAAGCUGCGAAUCCAAGGCAUGCAGAUCGGUAGCCAGAUUACCCUUACCUGCCUUCAAAUCGCUACCGAGCUGGGUGACACUGCCGUUGACGAUGAUGAUAUUACACCAGCAAGAUCGGCGCUUGGUCUCUUGGACAUGCUUGCACAAAGCCUUCCACCUAGCCAGAUUGUCGUCCCUCUCCUCAACGCUUUGGGACAAUACUUCAACAAUAAGGAUCCCGACUAUCGACGCGCUGGUAUCAUGGCUCUUGGUAUGUGUGUCGAGGGUGCUCCUGAUUUCAUUAGCACUCAGAUGAAGGAAAUUUUCCCUGUCGUGUUCCAACUACUUAGCGACCCCGAAUCCAAGGUUCGCCAAGCAACAUUGCAUGGCGUUGCGCGAAUUGCCGAAUCUCUUGCGGAGGACAUCGGCCAACAUCAUCAGCAGAUGAUGCCUCUCCUCCUCACGAAUCUCCGAAGCACAAUGCAGGAGUGGAAGGGCGAAGAGAGUGGCCCAGCCAUCGACAAUAUGAAAGCUGCAAUCAGCGCAUUGGAUGCCGUGGUUGACGCGUUGGGCGAGAGUGAUGUGAUCUUGUACCAAGGAGAGGUGGUGCCAAUUCUCCACGAGUUGAUCAAACAUCCUGACUUCAAGGUGAAAGCUCUUACAGCUAGCGCGUUGGGAUCCAUCGCUUCAUCUGCUGGCGAAGCUUUCCUCCCCUUCUUCAAUGACUCAAUGCAUCUCAUGCAGGACUAUGCUACGAUGAAGGAUAGCGAGGAUGAGCUUGAACUCCGCGCGUGUGUCACUGAUGCGAUGGGAGAAAUGUCUGCUUCUGCCGGGCCAGAACACUUCAAGAACUACGUCGAACCCUUGAUGCGUGCUAGCGAGGAGGCCCUCCAGCUUGGCCACUCCAGACUAAAGGAAAGUACUUACCUUUUCUGGGGCUCUAUGUCCAGGGUUUACGGUGAAGAUUUCACUCCCUUCUUGGAUGGAAUUGUCAAAGGACUCUUCGCAUGCCUUGACCAGGAGGAAACUGACCUUGAGGUUGAGCUGGGCGAGGCUGCUAAGGACCUUAUUGGCCAGGAAGUUACCAUUGCUGGCCGCAAGGUUCGUGUCGCAGGUGGCGAUGAUGACGACCAGGACGUUUCUACGCUUGAUGACUCUAACAUCGAAGACGUCGAUAUUGAUGGUGAGGACGACUGGGAAGACCUAACCACGGUGGGGCCCCUCGCCCUUGAGAAGGAGAUUGCCGUUGAGGUCAUUGGCGAUAUCAUCACCCAUGCCAAGAAAGCCUAUCUCCCCUAUUUCGAAAAGACCAUCGAACAGAUUUUGCCUCUUUGCGAGCAUCCCUAUGAAGGUAUCCGAAGGAGUACUAUCAGCACUCUUCACCGCGCGUACGCUGCCCUCUGGCAGGUUUGUGAAGAGUCUGGUCAGAUGCAGAAAUGGGUGCCUGGCAAGGGAAUGGAUAUGAUUGAGCCACCCGCUGAGCUCAAGAAACUCACCGAAAUUUUGGUCACCGCCACGAUCAAGAUGUGGGCAGAUGAAGAAGACAGAGAGACUGUCGCCGAUAUUAACCGCAAUGUCGCCGAAAAUCUCAAAUACUGCGGACCAUACUUGGUCUCUGACGCUUCCAUUCUUGACAACGUCGUGACUAUGGUCACUACCAUUAUCACCAAGCAACACCCCGCUCAACAGGAUUACGGUGCUGAUGAAGAAGACCGUGCUGCUCUCGAAGAACUGUCCGAGUACGAUUGGGUCGUCAUCGACACUGCCUUGGACGUUAUUUCCGGCCUUGCAAUUGCUCUUGGCGGUAAUUUUCUUGGUCUAUGGCCUCACUUCGAGAAGACCGUCCUCCAGUAUGUUGGCAGCAGCGAACCUCUCGAACGAUCCACCGCCACCGGUGUUUUGGCUGAAAUCAUCUUCGGAUUGGCCGACGCUAUCACACCGCUCACUACCAAAUUCCUUGAACUGCUCCUGCGCCGCCUGAGUGAUGAGGAUUCCCAGACAAAGAGCAAUGCUGCCUACGCCAUCGGACGCCUUGUCGAACGAUCCAACUCUGACCAGGAAAUUAUCCAGGCCUAUCCUACCAUCCUAGAGAAAUUGGAGCCCUGCUUGCAUAUCCCCGAGGCCAGACUCCCAGACAACGCUUCUGGCUGUCUGAGCCGAAUGAUCUUGAAGCAUCGCGACAACGUCCCCGUGGCAGAUGUCCUUUCCGCUCUAGUCGAUCUCCUCCCCCUAAAGAAUGAUUAUGAGGAGAACGAUCCUGUUUACCGCAUGAUUUGCCAACUGUACAAAUGGGAAGACCCAACCGUCCGCAGCCUAACGCCACGUCUAAUCCCCAUUUUCGAAGCCGUUCUUACUGGCGACUCGGACCAGCUCGACGAUGAGCGGCGCGCCGAGCUCAUCGAGCUAGUCUCCUGGUUAAACAAAAUGCAACCGGGAGUGGCGAGCUGGGUCGGACAACUGGGUCAAUAAUUUUUUUUGCCCUCUCAGCCUCUCAGCCAUUUCCUUUAACGAAUUGAGAACGAGGACCAACGACGAUAUGGCACAAAAUAGAUUUUUUUUUUUUUCUUUCUUUCGUUUAUUUUCCCUGUUUACGUUUCGAGGAUCUAUGCAUUAUGAUGUAGAAAACAGAAUACCCCCUCCACUGACUGCACGCACACUAGGCGGAUGAUAUGUGAGAAUGAGAGUGAGCACUGGCAUGGAUGGAAAUGGCAGGGACUGGGCCGGAGAACAUUGGGUAAAAAAGAGUUAUAAUACCGACAUAGCAAGUGGAUGAAUGAAUGAAUGAAUGGAAGGAAUACAACAAUAUACCCCCGCAGCAAGGUGUGUGAAGAGACCAGGGAGCAGUUUUAUCAUGGGGAAUAAAAGAAUAUUUUUUGCAAUGCAUGAUAAUUUUAACAUGGAUUUUGAUUCUAUUUUGAUAUCAUUUGGUAAUAAGUGGCCCUGCGUGUCUUUCAUUGCGAUGGCUAUACUUAGCGUCACUAGUAUUCAGCUGGCAUAAAAUACCAGCGGAUCUUUCGGGCAGAGAGUUUCCGUUCAUAUCAAGUGGAGAUGAGCUUGAGAAGAACUGGGAUGACAUGGAUCUGUAGAGGAUGUAAGGUUGUGUAUUUGAAUAGUCCCAGCAGCUGAGCAUGAGCAAUCCCGUCUUUCCCAAUUCAUUAUUGAUUACGAUUUAGUAUAACUAGUUUACGUUUAUAUACAUACCUCAGCUGUCCCACGUCGGGGUGAGAACCUUAUGGAAAUAGAAAACUUCUGGAAGCUCCCCUUUACAGCGGCCGUCCAAAAAUACCUGCAAAUCCUUUGCCAUCGCUAUAC
Messenger RNA from Blastomyces dermatitidis ER-3, 4348 nucleotides. Its product is annotated as importin beta-4 subunit. Bases 203 to 3505 code for a protein of 1100 amino acids. Gene Ontology annotation, cellular component: nucleus; cytoplasm. Gene Ontology annotation, biological process: protein import into nucleus. Gene Ontology annotation, molecular function: nuclear import signal receptor activity; small GTPase binding. The record is from RefSeq and is a predicted model, not a curated record. NCBI's taxonomy places the organism in Eukaryota, Fungi, Ascomycota, Eurotiomycetes, Onygenales, Ajellomycetaceae. The transcript has 4 exons.